AUGCUGCGCCUGCGUACGCCGCACUACGUGCUGCUGCUGCUCGCCCUGCCGCUCGCCUACCUGCUCGUGACGCACAUCCACGACGUGCGCGACACGCUCUCCUACAGCACGCGCCCGCUGUGGGAUGCGCCCGAGGUGCCCGGCCGCCUGCUGCCGCACCUGCAGGCCGCCGGUGUGGCCGCCGACGAUGCUGCGGCGUGCGCGCGCCACGGCUGGGCGCUGCGCCCGCAGCGCGCCCGCGUCGUCGAUGCCACGCUCCUCUCGACGGAGAUCGAGAUGCUCGAGAUCCGCCUCGCCGAGCUCGACGAGCACGUCGACCUCUUCGUCGUUGUCGAGAGCGACCACACGCUCAUGGGCGCGCCCAAGAACCUCACAUUUCCGGCGCAUGCGGCGCGCUUCGAGCGUUGGCAGCACAAGCUGCUGUACCGCUCGCACCGCGGCCGGGCCAUGACCUCGAGCGACGGCGCCUUUACGCUCGUCAAUGAGCUGCGCAAGGAUCUCGAGACGCUCGUCCGCGCCGAGGCCAAGCUCAGCCCAUCAGACCUCGUGCUGCUAGCCGAUAUCGACGAGCUGCCCUCUGCGCAGACGAUGGCGCUGCUGCGAGCGUGCGCGGCGCCGUCGCCGCUGCAUCUCGAGCUGCGCUCCUACGUCUACUCCUUCGCCUGGCGUGCCGGCGAGGGCUCGUGGCGCGCCGCCGUCGAGCAGUGGGGCGCCGACGGCGUGCACUUUGGGCAUGGCAAGCGCACCGAGGACAUGCUGGCCGAUGCGGGAUGGCACUGCAGCUGGUGCUUCCGCACGCUCGCUGAGUUUGCACACAAGAUGCAGGGCGCCUCGCACGCCGACCGCCUCUUCCACCGCGUCAAUUGGCGCUCCUUCUUGACGCCGGAGCGGAUACAGCGCAAGAUCUGUGCGGGCGAGGAUCUGUUCGACAUGCUGCCAGAAGCCUACUCCUUCGCCGCGCUCCUGCAGUUCUGGCACGGCGCCGAGGCGACGCAGAGCGGCGUCGGCCUGCCACGUGCCGUCGUGCAGGAGCCGCAGCGCUUUGCCUGGCUGCUACCCGGCGGGUGCAAGCGCGAGCCGUAG
Tilletiopsis washingtonensis is the source of this 1083-nucleotide messenger RNA. Its product is annotated as glycosyltransferase family 17 protein. The coding region runs from base 1 to 1083 and encodes 360 amino acids. Gene Ontology annotation, cellular component: membrane. Gene Ontology annotation, biological process: protein N-linked glycosylation; N-acetylglucosamine metabolic process. Gene Ontology annotation, molecular function: beta-1,4-mannosylglycoprotein 4-beta-N-acetylglucosaminyltransferase activity. The transcript has 5 exons. Lineage: Eukaryota; Fungi; Basidiomycota; Exobasidiomycetes; Entylomatales. The record is from RefSeq and is a predicted model, not a curated record.